Polyodon spathula (Mississippi paddlefish) is the source of this 1669-nucleotide messenger RNA. Its product is annotated as probable thiopurine S-methyltransferase. Gene Ontology annotation, molecular function: thiopurine S-methyltransferase activity. The transcript has 8 exons. Bases 614 to 1333 code for a protein of 239 amino acids. The record is from RefSeq and is a predicted model, not a curated record. NCBI's taxonomy places the organism in Eukaryota, Metazoa, Chordata, Actinopteri, Acipenseriformes, Polyodontidae.
UUCCUGUAUGAUGAUAUACCGUAUGUAAACAUGUGGUAUUUUGUGUUAUUGGCAGAUAGCUGUAGAAUGCCUAAUGGUAUGUAAUGACUGUCAUGUGACAUUUAGAAAUAUCCGUAGACCGCGGGAGGGAUUGCUUAAAAAUUUAGUUUUUAUUAAUGAAAUGCCAUUUAAUAAACUAUGAAUAUUUUCAAUAACUGAAAGUUUGCAUAAAAUCUAUUGCUUUUGCUUGGCUACAGUGGAGAUGCAUUGCUAGUCUUACAUUUUGUAGGGCACCAACAACAAUAAUUCCCGAGUUUCUGUGUAAGAUUAAGCAGCAUGAAGAAUGCUGAAAUUCAGAUCGACUUUUUUGUUUAUAUGUUGAUAAAAGCAGUAUUGAAAGCCAGUGUUGGAACUUGCUGUCAUUUUUCUAGUACACCAAACUACUGAAAACAUCAAAUUCUUACUGGUAUCAAUAAAACAUAUUAUAAUAAUUAGGCUUUAAUUUACCAGACAGAAUAAAAGAAACAUGUUGGAAGGUUUGUAAGUGCUAUCAAAUAAAUUGAUCAAUACAUACGUAAAUAAACAUAAGUAGGGAUAACUCUCUGAUGGAUUCAAUUUGAAGAGAAACUUGACAAUGACGGACAGUAAAUCACAUGACCUCAGAGCCCAAGAAAACAGAGUGAUGGCAGUUGAUGAAUGGCUGGAUCGAUGGAAAGAGGGCAAGACUGGAUUCCAUCAAGACCAAGUACAUAAGCUGUUGAAGAAACAUCUUGAUACAGUUCUUGAUGGAAGGAAGGAAAUCCGUUGGUUUUUCCCACUGUGUGGAAAAGCUGUUGAUAUGAAAUGGUUAGCAGACAUGGGUCACACUAUAGUGGGUGUAGAUGUGAGUGAGAUUGCAAUUAAAGAGUUCUUCACUGACCAAAACCUUCCCUACACUGAGGAGCCAGUGCCUGCAAUAGCAGGAGCCAAGGCCUUUAAGAGUUCUGAUGGAAAAAUAUCCUUGUACAAGUGCAAUUUGUAUGACUUCUGUAGCUCAAUUGCUGGCAAAUUUGAUGGCAUCUGGGACAGAGGUUCCUUAGUAGCAAUUAACCCUUCUGAUAGGCAACGCUAUGCCACAUUGAUCGUCUCUUUGAUGACCAAAGACUGUCGCUACCUUUUGGACACCUUGCUGUACAACCCAAGUUUAUAUAAGGGUCCUCCGUUUUAUGUACCAGAUGAUGCAGUUGCAAAUUUAUUUGGUCAAAUGUGCAACAUUCAGAUGUUGGAGUCUGUUGAUGCACUAACAGAAAGACAGAAGGCCUGGGGAAUAGAUUAUUUCACUGAGAAAGUACAUCUUCUGACCCUGACUUCAUGAUCAAAUUGGAUUUUGAUGCUUUUGUGGCCCAAAAAAUUGUUGCAUAUUAUGUAUUUUUCCCAAAUGUAGUUGUUUUGAGAGAGAGAGAGAGAGAAAUUAUUAAAAAGGAAGAAAUAAAAACUAACCAAAGGAUCAGAGUUGUUAAUAUGUUCCAGUAAUAUGUGUGAUCUGACCAGUGUCUUUUCUUACAACUUUUUUUCCCAGUGAGGCUAACAUUAAAGAGUAAGUAGUGGAAUUCAAAAAAAUAGUGUUCUACAUCCCCAACUGUUGCUAAAACUGUUUAAAUAAUGUACCUGUAAUUUUUAUUUUCAUUGUUAACAUCCUGAUAAUGUUUUA